GUGGAAAGAGUUUCUCAAAGAAACAAUAUCUUGAGGUUCACAUGAGAGUUCAUACAGGAGAGAAGCCAUUCACAUGUGAUCAGUGUGGGAAGAGUUUCAAACAAAAAGGACAUCUUAAGGAACACAUGAAAGUUCACACCGGAGAGAAGCCGUUCACAUGUGAUCAAUGUGGGACGAGUUUCACGGGAUCAUCAAGACUUAAAGAACACAUGAGGAUCCACACUAGAGAGAAGCCGCACACAUGUGAUCAAUGUGGGAAGAGUUUCAUGCGAUCAUCACACCUUAAAGAACACAUGUGGAUCCACACUGGAGUGAGACGGUUCACAUGUGAUCAAUGUGACAAAACAUUUUGUGGGGAAUCAGCCUUCAAGAAACACCUGAGAGUUCAUACAAAGGAGAAGCCACAUUCAUGUUCUGUGUGUGGAAAGAGUUUUUCACUGCUGUAUAAUUUACAAGAACAUGAGAAAAUUCAUACUGGUGUGAGAGAGUACAUGUGCUUUGAGUGUGAGAAGACUUUUACUACAGCAAACCAUUUAAAAGUGCACCAGAGAAUUCACACUGGAGAAAAACCUUACAAGUGUUCACACUGUGACAAGAGAUUCAGUCAGUUAGCACAUCUGAAAACACAUGAGAGGAUCCACACUGGAGCAAAACCUUACAAGUGUUCACAGUGUGAUAAGAGAUUCAAUCAGUCAUCAAAUCUGAAAAAGCAUGAGAAGAUCCAUAGCAGAGAGAAGCCACACACGUGUGAUCAGUGUGGAAAGAGUUUCUCUUUUAAAAAUCAGCUGAAGAUACACAUGAAGAUCCACACAGUGGAGAAACCACAUCACCACAGUCUGAAAUCAUGAUAAGUAGUUCAUCUUUAUGUGCUGAGCAACAGUGUCUCUUCUGUCUAAGGUAGACAAAUCUCUCCUCUCCACCUAUGGUUGGUGCUGUUGCUCUGUUGAAUUAUCCAGGUUGUUUAUGAGGAGCGGCCCCUGAUGUGAUUGUGAAGCACUUAUGGUGUACAGUAGUACAUAGUAAAGUGCUACAUCAAUAUGCGUUCUUGUCUAUACUUGUGUUCUUGUGAAACGUCAUCAGUUGUUCUUGAUCGCCCAGUGAGGAAAGAGUUUCUCUUUUAAAAAUCAGCUGAAGAUACACAUGAAGAUCCAUGCAGUGGAGAAACCACAUCACCACAGUCUGCAGUCACGAUAAGUAGUGUAAGGCCCGCCUAAUGGGUCCUUGUGAUCUUGUGAAACGUCAUCAGUUGCUGCCCAAGUUCUGUUCCAUUUCAAAGUUCGCAUCUACCCAAGUACAGUUCAAAUCCCUGGAUGUGUUCUUGAUCCGCCCCUUUUAUCGAGGAUGCAUUGAGAGGUGACUUGUGCGGACUUGAGACAGCCAGGUAUCCCAGAAUGCAUCUCGCACUAACCAGCAAGCGUCAAUAGCAGAGGGGAAAAACUGUGUAAUUCAAACAUACUACAGUUAUUAUGUCAUAUGUAGUUUAAAGAGUUUUUCAGUUAAGAAUAUACUGGUUUAAAGCUCAAAUUUGUGAUUUAUUGAUAAAAGUGGUGCCUAUUUGGAGUUUGGAUGCUCAUGUACCCCACUGAGAACAGCCUAACCUCGGCUAAUCCUUCUGACAUGUGCCACUGGUUCUGAUGUUUCUGUAGUGGUUAAACAUGAGACAUAAUUAAUCUUUUGUAAUUCUAACAGGUAAUGUUUGGACUCAUGAAUCUAUAAUUUGUUGAACUAAAAGUUUAAUCUCAUAACUUUAUAUAGUUAGGCGUUAUAUUUUACUGUGUAGCCUACCAGAGCGCUGACUUUGUAUGUUUGACUGAAUUGUUUGCUUUAUUUUUUAUUGUAGCUUGUACUUUCAUAAUGGCUAUUUGGCCAUAAUUGACCAUUAAAACUGACAUUUAACAAAAAGAGUCAGGGUUGUGUUUUAUAUUUGUAGUGUUACAAGCUCUCCAAGGAUUAAAUUAAAUUAGAAAGAGAAACAAAACCAAAGAACAUGGAGGAUUCCCUUUAGUCCUCUGCCCCAGAAAUGUGAAUGAGCCACUCAUUUAUAUAAAAUUUAUUUUAAUUAUGCAGGGAAAAUGGAAGCAAACAGUCAGGAGAGGGGCUAGUUGUAUAUGCGGAGCUGCUGGAACUUGUGGGACGUGUGUCUGUCAGGCUGCAGCUGCCUUGUGGGCGUGUUAAGAAAGGGGCCCAACGUGGACGGCUCGAUGAGCGGUUCCUUUCUGUCCGUAGCUCUGCAGCUCCAGUGAGCCUUCCAUUGCUUCCUGAUCUCCAUGUUUGAGAUUGGGAGGGCAUGGAAAAACCCUAGCCAUUCAGAUAUGAAUCUGGGCCCAGACAGACGGAAAAGGGAUGAUUCGAGAUUGAGAUGGAUGAUUGAAUAUAAAUGCCAGUGGCUUUUGUGAUCGAUCCCCCAGCUGCAAGGGCAAAUUACGUCUGCCCUCUCCUCUUCUUUUUCCACCUCCUAUAUUCACCUUAUUCCACCACGUCCAUUUUUAAUUCUCCGCUCUUCCGCAUUUUGUCAUCCGACUUCCGCUAAACUGACGCGGCACAUUCGGUAGCUAGAUCAGUAGUUAAAAGAUUGUUUAUAGCGAGCUAUAACUUUAGAGAAAUGACAAAUAACGUUAAUGCAGUAAAUGUUUUAAAUUGGGAGCACAGAGAAAACUUCAUACAACGAUCAGAUGGUCUCAUAUCAUCAUUGUUAACGGCCGUAACUGGUAGACAAUAUGAAGAAGAGCCAGAGGAACCAUGGGACUGUCAGGAGUUGAUAGAGCAGCAUGUAGAGGGUGUAGGUGAAGAAGACUGGAAUUAUUUUAAAUCAGUUUUGUUAAACAACAUAACUUUGUGAUUUGUAUUUUAGAAAAUGUAUAAUAAGUUGUGAUAAAAACAGUUGUAAGAGUGUUGUUAACAGAAAGCUAGACACCUUUUACUGGCCUUCAUGUAGAGAUAAUGUUUCACCAUUUAAUUUUAAUAUGCAAUAAACCAAGAUAGAAUUAAUUUGCAAACUUGACAUGACUUAUUCUAUUUAAAUCAGAAAACUUAAUUCCUUUAAAUUGUAAGAGCUCACAUUAUAUGUUUUUAUUAAAAAAAUACUGACAGCUAACAUCUGGCCACAUUGUAAAGAUUAAAAAAAAAAAACUUCACAACUGAUCAUAUUGUAAACGUUUAUAAAAAUAUCUACAUACACUAGUAUUUACACUGAUUAGUUCAAUCAAAACCACAGCACAGAGAAACAUACCUACAAAUCUACACUUAUUCAUUCUCUACAUCAGAAAUUAUGUUGCUUAGAAGGUUAAACUGGCAAAUUCUAUAAAUGAUCAAUUUUAGGGGUGAGGUUAAUUGGAGCUGUUGUUAGAAAGGAUUUUGAAGAUUUUCAGUCAUAUGACCCACGUACAUUGGCGAUGCACCUGGUGUUGGUGGUGUCUUCUUUGGAGAGUUGCAUGCGUCUCUUGGUGAAGCCUCUGUCUGCAAUUACUUCAUCGCCUGGACGAAGGUAUUCCAGGAACCCUGAAUUUGCAGUUAUGAAUUUAUCACAACACCAGGUUUAGAAGCACUAAAACUUUCAGCAAGAUCACCCUGCAAUAAAUUACGACGCAGCUCCAUCAGAGUCAUCAGGAGCUGAUCCCAAGUGUGUAGCUGGAAGUUGUUGGAGUAUGUAUUGGUAAGGUGUUUGGCGACUGAAUGAACAGUGGUUGUUUCUCAGCAGAGUUGUGUACAAUGGCGCCGGCUCAACACAUUAUGUUCUCAUAUCAGAUGUAGGUGCUUCAGAUUGAGAUGUGAUGUUGAAGUGUAGUUGUGAUCAGAGACAGAUGGAUCCUCCUAUUGUGUUUCUGCAUCACAGUUCAGGGGCAUGUGGAUGUGAUCAUCCUCACUGUUGUCCACUGCAUCACUGACGCACAUCAAUGCAUCUGUGGAAAUAAUAUAACCAUAAACAUAUUUUUACAUUAGU
Messenger RNA from Megalobrama amblycephala (Wuchang bream), 3940 nucleotides. RefSeq names its product gastrula zinc finger protein XlCGF52.1-like. The record is from RefSeq and is a predicted model, not a curated record. The coding region runs from base 42 to 848 and encodes 268 amino acids. The transcript has a single exon. Gene Ontology annotation, biological process: regulation of transcription by RNA polymerase II. NCBI's taxonomy places the organism in Eukaryota, Metazoa, Chordata, Actinopteri, Cypriniformes, Xenocyprididae. Gene Ontology annotation, molecular function: DNA-binding transcription factor activity, RNA polymerase II-specific; RNA polymerase II cis-regulatory region sequence-specific DNA binding.